Molecule: messenger RNA, 1729 nt
Organism: Cuscuta europaea
Lineage: Eukaryota; Viridiplantae; Streptophyta; Magnoliopsida; Solanales; Convolvulaceae
Source: the annotation of a GenBank genome assembly
AUUUUUUUUGACACAACUAGAAAUGGAGAACAACUAGAAAUGGAGAGAGUAUUUUUUAUAGCACAGGGCCGUGAUAAUUUCCCUUUAUUUUUCGCAGCUAGCAAUAUCGUUUUUAUUCCGAGCUUCCAUCGAUCUGCUUCUUGAUUUCAUCUUUCAGACAGCGAAACUGAUAAGAGAUCGGUCUUAGGGGUAGUUACGUCGCGCAUCAUCCAAUCGAUCUGCUUCCAGCGCAAAAACACUCCCUUCUCCGUUGAAGAUGAAUUUAGUGAAGAGCGCGCUUGAGGAGUUGAAUAUGAGUUGUUAAUUUCUGAAUUUGUUGUAUGAUUGCGUUUUCAAGUACAAUGGGUUUUUUGGCUAAACUUGUCAUAACCGAGUUAUGUCAUAUUUGAGAAAAUUCAGAUUAUUGCAUUCAAAGAAAAGUGAGGAUUUAUCAUAUUAGCUGAUAAGUACCUCUGGAGCUACGAAUUGAGAGCUUUCGUGAGAAUCUUCACAAUAUGGCUUGUAAAGGGUUCUUGGAGUGCUUGCUGAAACUCUUUAACUUCUUAUUGACCCUUGUGGGUCUUGCCAUGCUUGGAUAUGGUAUCUACCUAUUCGUGGAAUACAAACACAAUUCCUCAUCCGGUGAUGAAUAUCCCUAUCCACCCUCAAAUGAUGACAUAGUACAGCUAGGCCGACCUAUGCUCAUGGCAAUCUCACUGGGUAGCAACAUACUUGAUAACCUUCCAAAAGCCUGGUUUAUCUAUUUGUUUAUUGGGAUCGGAGUGGCUCUUUCUGUGAUAUCUUGCUGUGGUUGUAUCGCAGCUGCAACAAGGAAUGGAUGCUGCCUGACUUGUUAUUCCUUAUUGAUCAUCUUGCUGAUCUUGAUAGAACUUGGAGGUGCUGCGUUUAUUUUCUUCGAUAAAAGUUGGAAGAAGGAAAUUCCCAUUGACCGAACGGGCAACUUCGAUACGAUAUAUGGAUUCUUAGAGGAUCACUGGGACAUUGUUAAAUGGGUUGCACUUGGGGCAGUUGUUUUGGAGGCGUUUAUAUUCUUGUUAGCCCUUGUGGUAAGGGCAGCAAAUGCACCAGCAGACUAUGAUAGUGAUGAUGAGUAUGUUGGUCCCAGAAGACAGCUCCAUCAGCCACUUAUCAACAACAUGCCACCAACUCAAACUUCAAGUGUGCCUGCUGCUGGUACCCUUGACUCUCGACCAAGUCGCAGUGAUGCUUGGAGUGCACGCAUGAGAGAAAAGUAUGGGCUUGAUACUACGGAGUUCACAUACAACCCGUCUGAUCCAAACCGCUACCAGCAAACUACCGCACAACCAGUAGCUGAAAAAGGUCGCUGUACCAUAAUGUAAAAAAAUAAAAGUUGUGUUUGCUACAUUCCUACAUUUAUCGUGAUGGAUUUUGAUUGGCUGGGGCAAGUGCUUAUAUAUUUGGAGAUGGCUUUGAUCUUGCGAUGAUAGUUUGCACAAAUCAGAAAUUUCAGGCUCCAUGAUGUGACUGCUGUUUUCCUUUGAAACCUGUAUGGAGAAUUCAAGAUUUUUCUUCUCCUUUAUCAAAAUACAUGUAUUCUGAGGUGCUUGUUUGGCAGUGUUCGAAUAUGUUUGAUGUUCUCUCUUGUUCUGUUUUUUUGUUUCCCAUAUUUUCACAUUUUUUAAGUCUGGAACAAGGAAAUGUGAUUGGUUAUGAUAUUUUUUGCUUUAUAUUAUGAAGAAAUAGAACUUCAGGAAUAAUUAGAAACAUG